This is a messenger RNA of Schistocerca nitens (vagrant locust), 3760 nucleotides long. It is a transcript of the gene AGO1, whose product is annotated as protein argonaute-2. The transcript has 18 exons. The record is from RefSeq and is a predicted model, not a curated record. Bases 1 to 2784 code for a protein of 927 amino acids. NCBI's taxonomy places the organism in Eukaryota, Metazoa, Arthropoda, Insecta, Orthoptera, Acrididae. Gene Ontology annotation, molecular function: protein binding; RNA binding.
AUGGCAGCCGGAAGGCAAAAGCUGACUGUACCAACAAUAGAAGCAGCUAGCACUGGCAGAAGGGAAAUUAUCUCCAUGCUAGGCAAAAAUUAUGGCUGUGGACAGUGUGGUGCUCCUCCACCUGGCCCUCCACCGGGUGCCCCUGGUCAAGUGGGGCCUCCAGGGGCAGUGGCAGUCCCCCCUGGCGCAAUGGGUCUUGUUCCCCCCCAACAACCUCAUCAACCCCCGCAGCCUCCUGAGUUGCCCAUGUUUAAUUGCCCUAGAAGACCAAAUCUUGGCCGGGAAGGAAGACCUAUUGUAUUGCGAGCAAAUCAUUUUCAAAUUUCGAUGCCAAGAGGGUUUGUCCACCAUUAUGACAUUAAUAUUCAACCAGACAAGUGCCCUAGAAAGGUGAACCGUGAAAUAAUAGAGACAAUGGUGCACGCAUACAGCAAAAUAUUUGGAACACUAAAACCCGUUUUUGAUGGUCGAAAUAAUUUAUACACAAGGGAUCCAUUACCAAUUGGUAAUGACAGAGUUGAGUUGGAGGUGACUUUGCCAGGCGAAGGCAAAGAUCGUGUAUUUCGUGUUACAAUAAAAUGGAUUGCUCAAGUGUCAUUAUUUGCCUUGGAAGAGGCCCUUGAAGGGCGUACAAGACAAAUUCCUUAUGAUGCCAUAUUGGCAUUGGAUGUUGUAAUGAGACAUUUGCCUUCCAUGACUUACACACCAGUUGGCCGUUCAUUUUUCUCAUCUCCUGAUGGGUAUUAUCAUCCUUUAGGUGGAGGUCGUGAGGUGUGGUUUGGAUUUCAUCAGUCAGUACGUCCAUCUCAGUGGAAAAUGAUGCUCAAUAUUGAUGUUUCUGCAACUGCUUUUUACAAAGCACAGCCAGUUAUAGAGUUCAUGUGUGAGGUCCUGGACAUACGGGAUAUAAAUGAGCAGCGUAAACCACUGACAGACUCUCAACGUGUUAAAUUCACGAAAGAAAUAAAAGGUUUGAAAAUUGAAAUAACUCAUUGUGGAACAAUGCGACGAAAAUACAGAGUCUGUAAUGUUACAAGGAGGCCAGCACAGAUGCAGUCGUUUCCACUGCAGCUAGAGAAUGGUCAGACAGUUGAGUGUACUGUAGCUAAAUAUUUUCUUGAUAAAUAUAAAAUGAAGCUAAGGUACCCCCACCUGCCUUGUCUACAGGUCGGACAGGAGCAUAAACAUACAUACUUGCCACUGGAGGUGUGCAAUAUUGUGGCUGGACAGCGUUGUAUCAAGAAGUUGACAGAUAUGCAGACAUCAACUAUGAUAAAAGCUACAGCGCGUUCUGCUCCCGACCGUGAGCGUGAGAUAAACAGCUUGGUGAGGCGAGCUGAUUUCAACAAUGAUGCCUAUGUACAGGAAUUUGGGCUCACCAUCAGCAACAACAUGAUGGAAGUGCGCGGACGUGUCCUGCCCCCACCCAAACUACAGUAUGGUGGCAGGGUUAGUUCGCUCAGCGGACAGACAAAGCAACAAGCAAUGCCCAAUCAAGGUGUGUGGGACAUGCGAGGCAAACAAUUCUUUACUGGUGUUGAAAUAAGAGUCUGGGCAAUAGCUUGCUUUGCUCCCCAGAGAACAGUGAGAGAGGAUGCAUUGAGGAAUUUUACGCAGCAACUUCAAAAAAUAAGCAAUGAUGCAGGGAUGCCAAUAAUUGGACAACCUUGUUUCUGUAAGUACGCCACUGGUCCUGACCAAGUCGAGCCAAUGUUCAGGUAUCUGAAGUCAUCAUUUACGGCACUUCAGCUUGUAGUGGUGGUUCUUCCUGGAAAGACUCCAGUGUAUGCUGAAGUAAAACGUGUUGGGGAUACAGUACUUGGAAUGGCCACACAGUGUGUUCAGGCAAAGAAUGUGAAUAAAACUUCGCCCCAAACUCUGUCUAAUUUAUGCCUCAAAAUAAAUGUUAAACUUGGAGGUAUUAACAGCAUUUUGGUUCCAAGCAUUAGGCCGAAAGUGUUCAAUGAGCCAGUAAUAUUUUUGGGUGCAGAUGUCACCCAUCCUCCUGCAGGUGAUAACAAGAAACCUUCUAUAGCAGCUGUUGUAGGUUCAAUGGAUGCUCACCCUUCAAGAUAUGCAGCAACAGUUAGAGUCCAGCAGCACCGCCAGGAAAUCAUCCAAGAACUGAGCAGUAUGGUCAGAGAGUUGCUGAUAAUGUUUUAUAAAAGCACAGGAGGUUAUAAACCACACCGUAUCAUACUAUACAGAGAUGGUGUGUCAGAAGGACAAUUCCUUCAUGUUCUUCAGCAUGAGCUAACUGCAAUCCGUGAAGCAUGUAUAAAGCUGGAAGGAGAUUAUAAACCAGGGAUAACUUUCAUUGUUGUCCAGAAGCGACAUCAUACUAGGUUGUUUUGUGCAGAUAAGAAGGAACAAUCAGGAAAAUCGGGGAACAUACCUGCUGGAACUACAGUAGAUGUUGGUAUUACACAUCCUACGGAAUUUGACUUCUAUCUGUGUAGCCAUCAAGGUAUUCAGGGCACAAGUCGUCCAAGUCAUUAUCAUGUUCUUUGGGAUGACAAUCAUUUUGAUUCAGAUGAAUUGCAGUGCUUGACCUAUCAGUUGUGCCACACUUACGUACGCUGCACUCGUUCUGUCUCUAUACCUGCUCCUGCGUACUACGCCCAUCUUGUUGCCUUCCGUGCUCGCUACCAUCUAGUGGAGAAGGAACAUGACAGUGGAGAAGGCUCACAUCAGUCAGGUUGCAGUGAAGACCGCACUCCUGGAGCUAUGGCACGUGCGAUAACAGUGCAUGCUGACACUAAGAAAGUGAUGUACUUUGCGUAAUGAGUGUAGUAGAACUAUUAAUUGAGACUCAUUUAUUUUAAAUGUCUUACGAAGAGACUUCAAAUAGUCUUCGUUUGACUGUGAUGACAUGUGCUUCACUCAGGCGACGUUCCUUGUGAAGCUGUGGAGGAUUUGUUGAACUGAAAAAAAUAAUUGAAACACCAAUUUUCUUCAGAAUUAAUGAGGAAAUAAUUAAUUACUCAUGGAAAUGAGCAGCUAUAUGGUGAAGAGAGAUUGUUCAAGUAUUUGUGUGCCUGUGUGUGCAUAUGUUGUAUGUUUUUUAUGUGUGUGUAUUUUCAAUCACGUCCGUCACAAAAAAGACUCAAGACAAUAGGUGACAUGCCGGGUAAAUGGUAAAUGCAUUUAUCAUGUUGUGAUCCAAUUUUUAAAAUGUGGAUAUGUUGAUGUGUUAAUUUGAUAUAACAUGUACCAGAAGAUUUUAAAGGAGAUGCUAAGGUUUCCAUUUUAUUUAUGUAAAUUUAUGAGUGUAAGCAUUGAGCACUGUGUGAUGCUUGAAGCGAAGACAUAUAUUGUGAUGAAAAAAUGUAACAUGUAUCAUGUGCCGAGAUCUUUUAGAACCUUUUCUGUGUUAUGCUAGUAAUCAUAUUGUGUGCACAGAUAUUCUCUCUCUCUCUCUCUCUCUCUCUCUCUCUCUCUCUCUCUCUCGUGUGUGUGUGUGUGUGUGUGUGUGUGUGUGUGUGUGUUUCCAUGCAUGUGGUUGGGUGGGACAGGAAAGAAUAUGUAGUUAGUAUAAUUUCAGUUGCAUUAUUUGUUUGAUAGCAGUUUAUUUGUACAAUAAUUGUGUCACCAAAUCUGUUUAAGGUUGCACAAUGUAUAAUCUUUCUGCACUUUUGGCACUCAAACCUUGCAAAGGGACAUCAUGAACUGGGAAUAAUUAAUCUUUCUGUUUGUUAAAUUAUGUAAAGUUUUUGGAUUUCUUCUUGUUGAGAUUUGAGUCAUUGCUAACUAAUUGUAC